GAAGGGUUAUGACAGAUUACCAGUAAAACGGCGUUGAAUUCUCUUUCCCAGAUGCAGAAUAAUUGAAAGUUAAUAUAACGUUUCGGAUGAAAUCAAAACCAUGUUGCAACAAUUUCUCAACGUUGACAACGACUCUUGCUAUCUGUCAGUGCUUUUCACAUCCAUGGUUGUGACGUUACUUCUUUAGAAUUUUCACUGGUUCACAAAGGACUAUGAGAUGUACGUGUUACGAUCGCUACCAGCAAAUUCAAAGAACACACUUUUCAACCGACGAGGGAGCGCUUCUGCUUGCCGCGGAUGAUGCACAGCAAAAACGGAAACAUUAUGCAUGAUAUAAUGAUCUUGUAUUUUGAAAAUGAAAUAAAAGUCAUAGUAAUAAUAUUGAAAAGUGAUAUCUUAAUACACGUAUUUGUAUAAAUGGAAGUGCAUAAUGUAAUGAAGUACAUUACCUAUGUGCGCACCUGUCCUCAUUCGGAUUCCUGGAUCUGCCCCCCUGAGUGGAUACAUCUUUCGAAAAAAAAACCGUCUUACACGCAUUUAGGCUACUUUAUCCAUUUACCGGCUGGAUGAAGACAAUUUGUUCUCAAAAACGUUUUAACUUGGUAAAUUAAGGAAAGUUUCACCUGUGAAAAUAGAAAUUUACUAAAUGUGUACAUGCGAUGCGUAUAAAACUGAUGUGUUGAAUCCAACAUUACAAGAGUGCAGUCAGAGAUCACUCUUUGAAAGUUUAAAUCCAACAUUUCAACAAGUUAAACCUUGAAUUGUAAACAUCAUGUCCAACAGUUAAAGACUUUAUUCAACAAUUUAAGUGUUCAACAUUUCCCCCUCGAUAUUGUUAUGUCAUCAUUUAAAUUGUUGAAUGAACAGUUUAUAUGCUGAAUUGAUAAUUUCAGAUGUUGGAUUUAACUUUUAAAACGUUUGAUUUUAACACCUUUUUAGAGUGGUCAAAGACCGCAUUAUCGUUAAAUAAUGGAUUCAACACUUCAGUUUUUAGAGUAUACAGUUGGUAAAAACCAAAAUUACGGGGCUCAGUCAAUUUUGUGUAAAGGACCACACUUAGUCUGAGUGUCAGUUUGUGGCGUCGCUGACUUAAUUAUGCUGUACCAGCCAUGUGUUAUGAGUUACUGGUCAUUUGUGUUUUGGCGUUCUGCAACUUUUUUUUGAAUCCCAUCAAUUCUGAACAAGUGAACGAAUGCAGUGAAUUCGUGUCAAACGUUUCAGAACACUUUUCUCCAAAUUGUAAUUUAUUCCACAAAAUGCUUUUGUUAAUUCUUUAAAUUGCCCUUCUUUUUUGCCAGUUGCACUCCCAUGUUGUGUUAGCGCAUGAAUUACAGGCAGUGCAAGGUUUCGCGAUAUGAAACCAAAAAGAAUACAGAUGUGUUAGGCCUAGUUCAAGGUGGGCAAGACGGUGACGAAAUAUAAUGCCAUAGAAUGUUUAUGCCUUUUUUGAUCUUUCUUUUAAACUGCGUGUUUAUUGAUGACUCCUCCUCGAGGAUCACCGUAUGUGGACCUGGCUUGGUCCACUCCGGUUUCUAAAAACCUGUAUUGUGUGGACCUUUGUUCACAAUUUUGUUGAAACUUAGCAUGCAUGUACAGACACUCCUUAUCAUCACGAAGUUUGAACUCAGUCAGAUCAUAGUUUUGUUUAAGUCAUUUGAAGUUCAUGGCUAUAUGUGUGCCGGUAUGUACGCGUGCAUUGAGCACUGCAGUGGAAAUACGUUUUGGGCAGACCCGUCUCGGAAAAAUGCGUGCUGCGCGAGAACGGUUCGAUUUUUGCAAAAAUGGUGUCAAAAUGACCGCGCAGAAUUGCUCUGAAAACUCAAAGGCUCAACUUCUGAAAAAACUGCACCUCGGCGAUGUUGGAAAAAAAUGUCGAGGGGGCAUUCUGCCCCUGGCUCUUUUAGGGUAAACCUUAAUUAUUUUUUUUGCAUCGUGUAUUUGCAAAUGAGGUCAAGUCCGAAAUAACCUCAAAAUACGUUUUUUUGGUUUCUCACAGAAAGUGGAGAUUUGAAAAGAGCAUCCCUGGAACGUGGCUGUCAGCUUUUCGAUUCCCUUCCAUGCCUCGAUCGCUACGCGUACGUCACAGUAGCUUGUCGGCUUGCAGCCUGCUUGUUGUUGAUAUUUAGCGCCCUCAUGGGCAUGGAACUGAAAACGCGAUUUUCAAGAUCCAUGAUCACGCGUACGCGCGUACUGUACAUAUGUACAUGUCUAUGUACGUACGUACGUACGCGUACGUAUAUCCUGCCGAGACGAUAGCACAGGUUGGUGAUAUUCGCGCAAGUCUUAAGCCGAUCACCAUGACUUAAUCAUUGCCUCAUUUGGCAGGGAUUGUUGGAAUAGCUUUGCCAACUGCCAACAGUCAUUCAUUAUAUGCCCUGAGGAUGUGUUCAGUACUCAGCACUGGAAGCUAAUCAGCUGCUGUCUGUGAGAAACCAUCUCCUAGUCUGUGGGUGUCUUGAUAAUAUUUUAGCUGGAUGUGACCAGGAUUUCAAGAAAGCAGCCCCGAUGCCAUCUUUUAUGGAUCUUGUUAACCUCUAAUUACAUCUAAUAACCCCCACAAAGAAUCUUCAACGGCAGUAGGGAUCCAUUACUGUUUAAUUUCAUGCCACAGGACGGCUCCGUGCCUUGCAUACGCCUGUAAUUCCAUUUCUGCACACGAGGUGGGGAUGGUCACCAUUGAGGCAGGCGCACUGCCAUCCCUCAACCCCGAUUUUGGUGUUGGGACGCCUGCACGUGCACGCUGACUUUAUGGGGCACUUGGGACAUGUGCCAGUGGUCUGAUAUCCACCUGACUCAUUAAAUGAGUUGUUUCUUCAGGUACAUGUACUAUACACUCAGUGUUGCUCUGGUGGAGAACUGGUGCUCCUCUGGUGGGGAGGAAUCAUAGCCAGAAUUUGCUGUCGUGACCGCACACCAGACUUGGAUGACUGGGAUGAUCACACUAACAUGUGUCAGUUCACCGUAAUGAAUUGCCAGCUUAGAGUGAAUGUCUCUACUUCUCAGCACUCUGCAGAUGACAGAUGAUUCAUGGGCAGCAAGUCUUAAGUUCACCGCUGAAAACAUGCUAUUAUAAAGGAUUGCUGCACCAAAAUUGAACAGUCACUCUGAACCGGUACUCCCUGACAGUACUGCAGCCAGCUGCUACUAUGGGCAUGACCAUAAGACUCAACAUCAGAGCACUGGUGUACAUCCUGGUGAUCGCCAUGGUGCUCCUGAUGUUGGACUUGCUGUUCAUGAUGUCCCUGGGCCGCCACAAGGCCACCAUUGUCAAAAGCUCAAUUGACAUGGACGAAGCGUGGCUUCGCUUUGACCAACAGAACUUGGGUCUGACCAAUUCGGCGCAGGGAGUCCUUCAGUGCCAGCGUAUUCUAUUAACAGGGAAUCAUGACCAGUUAUGUGCUGGAACCAAGCCAGAGGUGGACUCAGGACCAGGCCACACCAGAGGAAACAUCGGUGGUGGUGUAAAGAUUGGGGGCACGGUAGCUGUACCGAUAAACCGCCCGCUGGACCAUUCCGGUAGUGGGGCAACAAAACCUGCUGCAAAACAGCACCAGACUUGGGCACAGGCAGCCCGCAAACCUAAAUUAUCACCAAUCGUUCAGAAAGCGGUAGACAUGAGCACUGCCCUGGCAUCUCCCAAUGUUACUUGUAUUCCUGAACGCUCGAGGAAUAGAAUGCUCAAUGUCUAUGGCGAGAAGUUUAAUCUGAGUAUACCUCCAUUUUUAAACAUGGACUUUGAAAGAGAACCUCACAUCUUAGAUUUACCCUUUCCAUUUGGUGUACAAGAUUCAACAAAACUAGUGAAAGAAACAUUGGGUAUUGCUUGGAAUACAAGUUUACCUUUUAUAUCUAAAAGUAAAUCCUGCCUACGAUGUGUCAUUGUCGGAAACGGCGGGCUAAUAAAAGAUACCUCAUUAGGAAAAGUUAUAGACAACUUUGACGUAGUUUUAAGAAUAAAUGACGCACCUACCAAAGGGUAUGAGAAGGACGUCGGCUCCAAGACGACGAUGCGAAUGUGCUACCCGGAGAGCGCCUUCACUAAGCCAGAGCAGUUCCAUGGCAACUGGCUUCUCCUCCUGAUGGUGUUCAAGCCCAUGGACCUGACGUGGCUACAGACAGUGGCCCAAGGCAAGAAGAUGACAAAUCAGAAGGGCUUUUGGAAAAAGAUUGCCUCAUCUGUGCCCAAGAAGCCAGAAGAUUUCCGCAUUCUUAAUCCAUCCAUUUUACGGGAGACGGGCUUCGACAUCAUCGGGUUUCCGGUGUCUGCAGACGGGAAAGUUGGCAAGAAUGUGCCAACGUCUGGCUGCUUGGGCAUCAUGCUGGCACUGCGUUUCUGUGACGAGGUAGCCAUCGCCGGCUUUGGCUAUGACACGUCCAUCCCCAAUGCCCCGCUCCACUACUAUGACAAGCUCAAGAUGAAGGAGAUCAAGCGGUCCUGGACGCAUAGCGUGGACAAGGAGCAGAAGAUGCUCUUUGACCUGGUGGACCAAGGGGUCAUCCAGGACCUAACGGGAGGCUUAAUAAGGACGUAGCAUUGGAUGAAGGAAAUAACUAAAGUUAAUUCUCUUGUGCGUCAGCCUCUAGCAUCCUUUUUUGUAACUUGCCCCUUUCGACACAAGCGCACAUCACAGUAUGACAAAGGUAGUUGGCUUGGUCACUGUUGAAUAGGACUCUCAUGAGGAUUGGAAUGUGCGCUAUGCCAUUUAGCACUUGUUGCAGGACCACCGGGAACUAGACCCAGGAGUACACCGGUGAGAAGGCAACAAAUUCAUGAGAGGCUGUUUGCCAGUCGCAGGGAAUUCCUCUUUUGUUGAGGGAGAAGCACCAAAGAAGAGAGAAACUGACGGACCAAACUUUCGUAGGAAAUGUCAGAGUGGAGGGAAGAUGCGAGCGAACAUGAUACAAGAAAGUGUGCCAGACACCUCAGCCUGGUCUCUGUAUAUAUCUGCAAGGGGCCUGUGUGACGUCGAUACUCAUUUUUUUACAAGGAAAUGCAGCUUUUAACAAUGUCACUUAGAAGUUGCUCAUUGAGAGGGAUGAAAUGUGGUAAGCACUCAAAAGACGGCAAAGCCUGUUUUACGACAAAGCAGAUAUCAGGGUAUAAGUACUCUAGUUUGGGUCAGAAACAUGUUUCACUACCAGUGUGUGCUUUUAUAUAUACAUGUAUACAUAUCCAUGUCAGUGGAUGGCAUAUUUAUUUGGAUAAAUGUGUGCUUUUUUGUUGUUGUUGAAGAUUUACUGUAAUGUGUUUCAGUUUUAGCCACCUUUCUAAGUCCCACCUGAACUGCAAAAGUAGGUGUGGUUAAGACUUCAUCUCACACUGUCUUGAACUUGGGGAAAGCAAAGGCAGGCAGAAUUCAACAGUUUACAUGAUGGAGAUCGUGGAAACAGCUGCGACAGUGGGACCAAUUCGGUUCACAUUCUGUGUAAAUGUGAAUGCAGUGAUGACCAGUUUGCCUCAAUCAGGGAAUUGUACGUAGCUGAAUGGACAGCCAGUGCCUGUCUCUCAUACUUGUAUAUGUCCUCAGAGUAGCCGAGAUGUUUCUGUUAAGGGGCCUCCUCCAUGACCGCCCACAUACCGGUACCAUCCACUUCAGGGCAGGCACGAUUGUGGGCAGGUCUUCAUCCACCUGCAAACUCAUCCACAAUGCCCAUCACAUGUCCUUUCUCCAGUCCAGUCUCAAGUCCCUUUCAUAUGACCAAUCACAAAUAACAAGACGAACAGUGACUAAAGAAUGCUUUUGUCAGAGUUCAGUUGAGUAGCUCUGGAGUGGACAUGUGACUGGAUGGCUUAUGAGGAACUUAUGAUGGACUUAACUGUAGCACUGUCACCUACCUAGGUACGUAUGUUAAAAUGUUUCACAGUUCUUACAUUUAACAUCUUCAAAAAAGUUCCUCUUUUUUUUCAAGUCAUCAUUUAUGUUUUCAUACAGUCCUCCUUUAUUCCUUGUUUCUCUCUCGGAUCAUAGCAGAGUACAAAUUUCCCCGGUAGUUUUGAUAUCAACGGAUCAGUUCUGAUAUGAAACCAGUCUGUUGAUGAAAGUUGAUGUGAUAUCAUACCAUUUAAACAGGGAUGUGCAACUGCAAAUAGCUCCAGUGCAAAAACACAUUAUGUCAUCUCUGUUCCCUGUGUGUUACAGAGUGUUCUCAACUUUUCUCAAGAGAACUUGCGACCAUGUGGCACACGUUCACAAGUUUCAAUUUACUUUGGUUUUGUUUUGACAAAUCACUUUUAGAGGGAAAAGAAGUACAUGCAGAAAUUUUGAUCAGGUUUAUAAUCUUUCUUGCCCUCUGAGAUGAAAUGAAUCAGUUUCAUUGCCAGAGUAAUCCUUGGAACAUGCGUGACUGGGGCUGCCAUUUUGAAUCCACAAGUCUUUACUGCCUUUUACAUUUAUAACCAAAUAUUCAUAAAAGUAUCGUGCAUUUUUCUUGGAAGUGGCCCAGAAUUAUUGUUUCACUCUUUUAUUGAGGACGUAGUUUUGCAUUCAAAUACAACUUUGAUAUGUUUUUGAUCUAUCUAACUGGCUAAAAUUAUUUUAAAACUAAAAACAAGGAAGUAAUAGUUUUGUCAUUGCCAUUUACAAAUCUAGAAAAUAUCCAACAGACCGACACUAGUAUUAUGCGGCAUCUACAUGUACUUGGAUAAUAUUUUUGCCAGCCCUAGUUGGGAUGUUUCCGAAAUUGUACACUGCAGGAUGCCCUAUUUUACUGUUUUGUUAUGCAUUAUGUAUGUUUAUGAGAGUAUUAUAACAAUAUUUAAAACUUUUAUACAUAGUUGCAAAUAAGAUAUAUACCCUUGAUUUUCAUUUCACCCAUCAUGAAACCCAACAGAAAAUGGAAUCUUGUUUUAACGAGACAACUUUUUUCAAAUUUGUGGUACAUUUUUCUUAGGAUGUAAUAGAUAAAAUAUCUUGAGUAUCAUAUUUUAUGCAAGGUUAUACUCUUGACUUAAAACAAAUAUGAGAAGCAAACCAAAUGGCGGAAAGGUUCAGAUGUACAGACAAUCUGAUUUCAUAUACUUUAAGUACUCCUUCCUGCAAGGAGUAGACAUGAUUUUUACUGCAGCUUCGCGUGCGUGACAUCACUGUUAUUCAUCGAAGACACUCUCUGGCACUGCUGUGGCUGGAGGCGUUAUGUAAUCCGUUAUGUUAAUGGAAUUUCUCAUUAUUUUGAUACUUUGGCGGCUGUAACACGCACUGAACCAGCUCUGAACUAAAGUUGCGCAUCCCUGUCUAAAUGUUCUGCAGUUUGGUCAACCUGUCGUAAAUUUGGUUUACCGAAGAGGAUUUUAAGCCAGUCUAACAAUUUGUUUCGUCAUCAGUGAACUUUUUUUUUUUAAUUUUAGCAUUUGCCAUCAAGACCAAAAAAUGCAGGGAGGGGAUAGUAUGUCGUAACAGUAAAGAUGCUACGGUAGUUAACCAUGUGUAUUUUUGUUGGGAUGAAAGUUACAGGCUAGUGACAUAGUGAUCAAGGAGCAGCUGGCUUGAGUGACUUGGUACACAUUCUAGUUUUCUUCUUUUCUUGUGGUUGUGCUUUGAAGUUACCUUCAUUUCCUUUCUUCAUGGAUAGGAAUUUUUUUAAACUUGGAAAAUAAAAGGGCAGGAUGGGAACAGAUUCAAGUGCAAUAAUACCAUGGAUCAUCUAAAAUAGUUUGGUCACAAAUUAACUUUUGAGCCAUUUUAAAGUAUUAAUACAAUAAGUUCAAGGUACAUGUAAUUUCACAUAGUGAUAAUGAACCGUCUUGAAAGAUGUGGUUGCUGAAGGAAAAAACUACAGACUGAUUGCAGCUUGAAAGCAGGAACUUUUACUGUAAUUGUCUGGAUUCCAGACCCUUGUGAUCACAGUGGGUACAUACAUGUACAUUUCUAUCGUUUGCCUCACCAACUAUGACGAUUUUUAACAACAUGGCUGAAGAACAAGAAUAAUAAUUUACACUGGCCUUUCAGUGUUUCAAACUAGCGUGGAUUUCCCAAAGUAUGCUGGGAUUUCUAGAUUUGUUCUCUCUUGUACGUGUACAGUGGAACAUUUGUCUUGUCAAGUCUCCUGUCUAUACCUGUUUCUUCACGUAUUUCAACUGGCUCUUUUGCACUGUUGUUGAAUGUGGAACAGUUUUCUUCCAAUGAAUUCUCUGUGAUGUAUUGGAUGUACAUGUAUUUCAUUUCGAGACCUGGUCACUUUAAAACAUCAGGGUUUUUCUAAGCAUGGAGAAAUUGGUUCAAGUUAGAAACUUGCUCAGUGGUGUUGACUUUAUUCCUUCCCUUUCCUUAACCUUUUUAAAAGUUUGUGUGAGUUCAGUAUUGUUCAUUUAUAUUUCAAUAAGAAAUGUUGCCUCGUAUCAAAUCUGUACAGCUCUUUUCCUGUGUGCUUUUAGUCAUUUCAGUAUUUAACUGAUAAACAACUUGUAACAGUUGUUACCAUCGUAGAGGAAGGACAUAGAAGGAGUUUGAACUGCCCGGGCUGUAACAUCUGGCCAAUUACCUCUUUCUGGCAUGCCUGGUAUGUCCAUAGC
This is a messenger RNA of Acanthaster planci (crown-of-thorns starfish), 8509 nucleotides long. Its product is annotated as CMP-N-acetylneuraminate-beta-1,4-galactoside alpha-2,3-sialyltransferase-like. Lineage: Eukaryota; Metazoa; Echinodermata; Asteroidea; Valvatida; Acanthasteridae. Gene Ontology annotation, molecular function: sialyltransferase activity. The record is from RefSeq and is a predicted model, not a curated record.